Molecule: messenger RNA, 5632 nt
Organism: Colossoma macropomum (tambaqui)
Lineage: Eukaryota; Metazoa; Chordata; Actinopteri; Characiformes; Serrasalmidae
Gene: slc12a2
Product: solute carrier family 12 member 2
Exons: 27
Coding region: 498-3926 (1142 amino acids)
Biological process (GO): chloride transmembrane transport; sodium ion transmembrane transport; chloride ion homeostasis
Cellular component (GO): membrane
Molecular function (GO): sodium:potassium:chloride symporter activity; ammonium channel activity
Source: RefSeq, a predicted model, not a curated record
GAAAAGCAUUUAUACGGACAUCAUCCGCUUCGCCACGGAGCUGUGAGGGACGCAGACUCGCUCUGUGUCUUCAGCUUUGUUUUCUUCCUUUUUUUCCCGGAUUCAAAAGCUCAUCCGGACCUGGAAGCCGAUGACUCUCGCGCCAAGAAAGCGCGAGCUUCCGAACGUCAGGCUUCUCCAUUUCGGUCCUCGCGCGUGAAGUCGUUCGGUUACCGUUACGGUUUGAAAGGAGCGACGGUUGGCAGCUGUGACUGAAUUACUGAGGUAAAACUAACGUUAGACGGCUGUUGUUCCGUGAGGGAGGGAAAGAGGCGGCUAGCUGAGCGCUUUCUCUCGGCGCGUGUGAGACAAUAACUAACGUUAGCGCAUCACCACCAACUAACGUUAACUAGCUGCUACUUUCCGUCGUCGCCCUCACACGCGAGUUUCACCGGACGUGAACGUUAACUGGAAGCGGCUAUCGCCCGCCUGCUGCCCGAGCCAAGUCGAGCCUCGCCAUGUCAGCGCCACCGAGCCCCACUUCUUUUUGUCCCGGAGAAGCCGCCCCGCCAGAAACGGACACCCUCGCGGUGGACGGCGGUUUGAAACCCGCGGGUCCCACGCCUAGCCAGAGCCGCUUUCAGGUGGAUCUCGUGACAGAGGCGGCCGGGAGUGAGAAAGCCACCGCUACUGACUGCUCAUCGGUAGCCGCCGGAGAUGGCGCAGAGAAGGCAGCCGAGGAGGCGAAGGGCAGGUUCCGGGUAGUGAACUUCGCGGACCCGCGCAGCGCGGCCUCCAGCCCGGAUGCGGCGCCGGUCGAGGGCGUGCAGAACGGGGACACCGUGAUGAGUGAGGGCAGCCUGCACUCCUCCACCGGAGGCCAGCAGCACUAUCACUACGACACGCACACCAAUACGUACUACUUGAGGACUUUUGGCCACAAUACUAUCGAUGCCGUGCCUAACAUCGACUUCUACCGGCAGACCGCAGCGCCCCUGGGGGAGAAGCUCAUCAGACCCACCCUGUCAGAACUGCACGACGAGUUAGAUAAGGAGCCGUUUGAGGAUGGAUUUGCCAAUGGUGAGGAACUGACCCCUGCUGAGGAGGCCGCAGCCAAAGAAGCAGCAGAGUCCAAAGGAGUUGUAAAGUUUGGAUGGGUCAAAGGAGUGUUGGUCCGCUGCAUGUUGAACAUUUGGGGUGUGAUGCUCUUCAUCCGCAUGACAUGGAUCGUGGGCCAGGCUGGAGUUGUGUAUUCCUGCAUUAUCGUUGCCAUGGCAACUGUUGUGACCACAAUCACUGGCUGCUCAACUUCUGCGAUAGCGACCAACGGUUUUGUGCGAGGAGGUGGGGCAUAUUAUUUAAUAUCUCGAAGUUUAGGCCCAGAAUUUGGCGGUUCUAUUGGUCUUAUCUUCGCCUUUGCCAAUGCGGUGGCAGUGGCCAUGUACGUUGUUGGCUUUGCUGAGACAGUCGUUGAACUUCUUCACGCUGCUAAUCUUGUCAUGUUGGAUUUUAACAACGAUGUCAGAAUCAUUGGAACCAUCACUGUUCUUAUCCUCCUUGGCAUCUCAGUGGCAGGCAUGGAGUGGGAGGCAAAGGCUCAGAUCUUUCUCUUGGUUGUCUUGAUCAGUGCCAUCUUCAACUACUUCAUCGGCACAUUCAUCCCCUUCGAAUCAAAAGAAAAAUAUGGAUUCUUUGGCUAUGAUGGUGGCAUCAUGUUGGAAAAUUUAGGUCCGGACUUCCGAGGAGAAACAUUCUUCUCCGUGUUCUCUAUCUUCUUCCCUGCAGCCACUGGCAUUCUCGCUGGUGCCAAUAUCUCAGGAGAUCUUGCAGAUCCCCAAAUGGCAAUCCCAAGGGGCACACUUCUGGCUAUUCUUAUCACAGGCCUAGUCUACAUGGGUGUUGCUGUCUCUGCAGGCGCCUGUAUCGUGAGAGAUGCCACAGGUAUUGAGCGCAAUGGCACUCUGAGUGAGGGCUUCACAAACUGCACUGGUGCUGCCUGUAAAUUUGGCUACGAUUUCUCCUCCUGCAGGCCAGUUAAUGGAGAAGAUCCCCCUUGCAAAUAUGGGCUCCACAAUAAUUUUCAGAUUAUGAGUGUGGUGUCAGGUUUCAGUCCCCUCAUUACUGCAGGAGUUUUCUCCGCAACACUCUCUUCAGCCCUGGCCUCAUUGGUCAGUGCCCCUAAAGUGUUCCAGGCUUUAUGUAAAGACAACAUUUACCCUGGCAUUGCCAGUUUUGGUAGGGGCUACGGCAAGAACAAUGAACCCCUGCGUGGCUACUUACUCACUUUUGGCAUUGGCCUAGCCUUCAUCCUCAUUGCGGAAUUGAACACCAUUGCUCCAAUCAUUUCCAAUUUCUUCUUGGCCUCUUAUGCCCUGAUCAAUUUUUCUGUGUUUCAUGCCUCUUUGGCCAACUCUCCUGGAUGGAGGCCCAGCUUCAAGUACUACAACAUGUGGGUGUCUCUUGCCGGAGCAGUGCUGUGUUGUGUGGUCAUGUUCAUUAUCAACUGGUGGGCGGCCCUACUGACCAACGUCAUCGUCUUGUCUCUCUACAUUUAUGUCAGCUACAAGAAGCCUGAUGUGAACUGGGGUUCAUCCACCCAGGCGCUGACCUACCAGCAGGCCCUGACACACAGCCUGCAGCUCUGUGGAGUCGCAGACCAUGUGAAAACUUUCAGGCCGCAGUGUUUGGUGAUGACGGGGGCACCUAACUCUCGCCCAGCUCUCCUUAAUCUUGUCCAUGCCUUUACUAAGAAUGUUGGCUUGAUGGUCUGCGGCCAUGUGCGCAUUAGCUCUCGUAGGCCAAACUUUAAGGAGCUAAACAGUGACUUGGUGCGCUACCAGCGCUGGCUUCUCAACAACAACUCCAAAGCUUUUUACACACCUGUAGUCGCCGAGGACCUCCGCCAGGGCACUCAGUACCUUCUGCAGGCUGCUGGCCUUGGAAGACUGAAGCCCAACACACUGGUUCUUGGCUUCAAAAAUGACUGGAGCAACGGAGAUAUGAAAGAUACAGAAAUCUACAUAAAUAUGAUACAUGAUGCCUUUGACUUCCAGUAUGGCGCUGUCAUUCUCAGACUGAGAGAAGGGCUUGAUAUUUCCCACAUUCAAGGCCAAGAUGAUACUUCAGCCAUGAAGGAUGUUGUGGUGUCUAUCGACAUGAGCAAAGACUCGGACGGCGACUCAUCCAAGCUUUCAUCCAAGGCAACAAGUGUUCAGAACAGUCCAGCUGUCCAGAAAGAUGAUGAGGACGACGGCAAAGCCCCUACACAGCCCCUGUUGAAAAAAGAUAAAAGCAGUCCAACUAUGCCGCUGAAUGUGGCCGAUCAGAAGCUGUUGGAGGCCAGUCAGCAGUUUCAGAAGAAGCAAGGCAAAGGCACAGUGGAUGUCUGGUGGUUGUUCGAUGAUGGCGGCCUGACUCUGCUCAUCCCAUAUUUAAUCGCCAACAAGAAAAAGUGGAAAGACUGCAAGAUCCGCGUCUUCAUUGGGGGCAAGAUCAACAGGAUCGACCAUGACCGCAGAGCAAUGGCCACAUUGCUCAGCAAGUUCAGGAUAGAUUUCUCCGACAUUACCGUACUGGGAGACAUCAACACAAAACCCAAGUCUGAGAGUUUGGCAGCAUUUGCCAAGAUGAUUGAGCCCUAUAAGCUGCGAGAGGACGACAUGGAUCAGGAGGCAGCGGAAAAGCUGAAGGCUGACGAGCCCUGGAGGAUCACUGACAAUGAGCUGGAGCUCUAUAAGGCCAAGAGUAAUCGUCAAAUCAGACUGAACGAGCUGCUGAAGGAGCACUCAAGCACAGCAAACCUUAUUGUCAUGAGUAUGCCACUGGCAAGAAAGGGUGCAGUGUCCAGCGCCCUGUACAUGUCCUGGUUGGACACACUUUCCAAGGACCUUCCACCUAUUCUGUUGGUUCGUGGUAACCACCAGAGCGUCCUCACGUUCUACUCUUAAGCGAAUUGAUGAUCACCGACCCCCCCCCCCGUGAAGCACACUUUGCCGAUAUACCGACACUAAACACAAAUGUGCACACACAAACACAUGAAGGUAGAUCACCUGUGACUGUAAGGAUAAUAAUGAUGGUGAUGGUCAAGAGGAAGAUAGAGAGACUAGGAGCACCUUCUCCUGAGAAGCUUCUGGUUUCUGUAGCUCAGUUGUGAGUGUACAGGUUAUGUUUCCAGAACGUUCCGGACAAUAGAGGACAAGACAAGAACGUGUUCAAUAAUUUAUUGGUCACUGUUUUCUUUGGACCACAGGCAUCUGAGCAUGAAGUACACAUUGUUCUGAUUACAAUUAUCAUUAUUAUAAUUGUCACGAUUAAAAUGUGGAUCUAUUUUUUUUUUCCUUCUUUUUUUGCUCUUCGAAGCAGCAAUAAUCACCCUGUUUUCCUUUUUCCUCACUUGGGAGAAAACCAUGCAGAAUGCUUUGCAACACCUUUUAUAGCCUUAUAGAUGUGCCUUCCAGUUCAAUCAAAUUAAAUGAAACUUUGCCAUGAUUGAUGCUCAAAUAUCUGUAGAUGUAUUAGACUAUUUUUAAAUUGGGUUUUAAAUGUGCUAAAGAUAUUAAGGAUUUUUAUGCGAGUGGACUGGUGGUGUUUGCGAAGGUUUCCACUUCUUAGCAUAAAAAACUUUUUUUUUUCCCCUUUUCUUUUCCAAUGAGGUUUAAUUUUCCCCGGUCAUCUUUUGACCUUUUUCUUUUCUUUUUUUUCCAGAUUUCAGUCUUCCUUUAAACUGUGAAGGGUUUUUAGUGUUCCUAGUACAGUACCCUCCACUAAUCUUAGAUGUUCUGGUCAUCAAAGUUAGAGGGUGUAUUCAGUUGUACAGAGCUGAAGGUCAGUCUGAACAGAAUGCUGUAUAACUUUGGUCACUUGAGUGCAGAUAAACAGCCAAUGGCUUUAAGAUGUGCUGCCAGGUUCUUGUCUAAAAGAAGGUGUCUCAGAAGAGUGGCACGUCAAAGCUGCUAUGAAACGACGGCUACACAAAGAACAAUCAACCAAAUAUGGCGUAACCUCUUGAAUUUACGUUAUUCCACAAACCUGCAGGUCUUGCUACAGAGGAUGACUUUGCCUUAAAAGCAGAAGAAAUGAUUGUUGACUUUUAACUACUUCUUUAUAAGCCAUACUGGCUGGUUGGUUGAUUAGCGGAUAAGCGCGGACAUAAAAAUAGAAUGUAAUGUCAGUUGUAGUGUUUUUUUUAGUAAGUUAAUUGUUUUUAUUUCAUUUCUAAACACUCCUCUAUUAUAGUACUAGAUUGCCUUUUUUUUUUUUGGAAGCAGUCCGAUUGUAGCUACAAAGAAAACCAUGUCAUCAGCGUCAUCAAGACUUGGACCACAACCAACUUUUCCGUCUUUGUUAUAGUGUUGGACUGUUACAGAGUAGCUUAUUAUUUUCCUCCAUGUUUGCAUGUUAAAUUUAGGAGCUUCCCUGUCUCGUGCAGUGUAAUCCUAAAGGCCUGUUCAGGUAUUGCAGCUGUAGUUAAAGGCCAUGGCACAGAUUACAGGAUGUCUGGAAGUGUUGAUUAAAGCCAGUACUAAGAAUGUUUUUCCACAUGUCAGUGGUCCUGUUGAAUGAGAUGCAUUAUAUACCUCUAUGCAGGUGAACUGAGAUGAGUGCUCCUCAUUUCCCACUUGUUUAAUUGAUGGAAAUAAAAGAAAGUCGCUCA